Molecule: messenger RNA, 1047 nt
Organism: Dracunculus medinensis (Guinea worm)
Lineage: Eukaryota; Metazoa; Nematoda; Chromadorea; Rhabditida; Dracunculidae
Source: the annotation of a GenBank genome assembly
AUGGUUAUACCGCAACUUAUCGUAAUUGCGUUGCUGUUUUCUUAUAUAAUUCUUGGCUCCGCAGUAUUCGUUCUUACAGAUGGCACAAUGGCCAAUGAAAACUUUACGGAUAUAAUUCUUUUCUCUUUUACUACACUUGCUACAAUCGGAUACGGUAAUAUCAGUCCAACAACUCCUGCAGCUCAGCUAUUUUGCAUUGUAUUUUCAAUUUUUGGCAUUCCAAUGACUUUGCUUACUUUAGCAAAUAUUGGCAAAUAUUUUACAAAAGGAUACUGGAUGAUACUCGUCUGUUUUGGCAAAGAUCUUAGAUGGCGCUCCUGCGAGAAAGCUAAAAUGCCUCUACCUACGGUUCUUUUACUCUUCAUUAUCACAUUUGCAUUUGGAUCAUUAUUAUUCUACAAAAAAGGGAAAGGAUUUUCCGUUGACGAUGUAUAUUUCAGUGUCAUAAGCUUUGCGACGGUUGGAUUCGGUGAUCGAUUUCCAACCGCUGCAGAUCCAUUGCGAUUAAUUGGAAUGAUAUCUUAUUUGAUUUGGGGAAUGGUUUUAAUGACUACAAUGUUUUCUAUUGUGAGCACAUAUUUGAGAACGAUUCACUAUUUGGGUAGAAGUCUUCGAGGAGCCAGAGAUGUUCAUGUAUGGUUCGGAGGGAAAAGCAUGAAAAUUUCCCAACUGCUUGAGAUAGUCGCAACCGAAUUCAAUGCGACACCUCGUCAACUAAAAGGAGUUCUGCGUGAUCUAGACAGGUUGAUAUCAUCAGCUAUUGCUGAAAACCAAAUGCUUUCACGUAAAUCAUCGCGACUUUUCAAGAAUCGCUACACACCUAAAAAGCGAAUAGGAUUUUCACUUCAAGAAGAAUUUCCAGCAGAUGGAAUAAACACGCGAUUCAUUUUUUCAAAAGAAUGUGACAUCAGGCAUCAUGAGACAAUUGAGGAAGAAAAUGUUAUCAUCAACAAAAGCUUUUUUAAAGAACGACAAUCAAUAGAAAGAAGGCAAUCAGUCGAUUUGGGAGAACUUAAUAGACGUAUGAUCGCCAAGUACAGGAUAUAA